Entrophospora candida is the source of this 665-nucleotide messenger RNA. The record is from the annotation of a GenBank genome assembly. Lineage: Eukaryota; Fungi; Glomeromycota; Glomeromycetes; Entrophosporales; Entrophosporaceae.
AUUUAAAACGAAAUUCUUCCGACAAGCUGUUGGCAUUCGCAUGCUUAUUCGAAGUCGACUAUGACACUCCAUCCAAGACUCAAUUGAUCGAUUCGAACCAUUAUACUCUCGUAGAAUCCUGUGCCUUCGGAUGGUGGUACACCAGUCUGUUGCCUAGCAAGCAACGCAUUGUUGUUUUUCAUACUGAUGACGAUCUGCUCCAUCAGAUUAAUAGAAAAAUCAGACUAGCUGAGGAGUUUAAUGAAUUCAUAAAGGAAACUUCCACACAUAUUGCAAAACACAUAAGCGAAUAUUCAUAUCGUCCUGUGGGGAAAAGGGUUAUGUGCAUGCCUGCGAAUUCAGCAAGCCUUUCUCAAUUUGCUUCCUACGAAAAUCGAUGGAUAGCGAUUGGUGAUAGUGCCGUUUCUUUUGAUCCACUCUCAUCCCAAGGGAUGCUUACCGCUCUAAAUAGCGCAAAGUUUGGGGCAGAAGCAAUAUUUUUCCAAUAUUUUAAUGGUAAGAAGACGAAAAACGAAGGGAAACAAAUUCAGCCCUUGGAGGUCUAUCAGCAAUACAUCGAGAACGUAUUGAGUAAAUAUAUGAGAGAAAAAGAGUUUUUUUAUAAUAAGGAACAAAGGUGGAAUAAUGAAGUGUUUUGGAAACGACGACACAAAGAUCUCAUUGAG